Messenger RNA from Soboliphyme baturini, 261 nucleotides. The record is from the annotation of a GenBank genome assembly. Lineage: Eukaryota; Metazoa; Nematoda; Enoplea; Dioctophymatida; Soboliphymatidae.
AUGAUUUUGCUGCCCCUGAUACUAAUCACAGCAGUCGUGGCGUGUUCCUAUGCGAAACCGAUAUACCUGGAAGACAGAACCGAAGAUUUUGGUGACGCAACCGUGUUUUACGACAAGCAGAAACACUCGGUUCCCCUCAGCGGAGUUCUAUACGGCAAGAGGAACAGCAGAAGCUUGCAGAGUGACAGCGACCUAUUUAUGCAGUAUUCCAAGAUGCGUCCCGGCAUACGUGUGCCGUUCAGCGGCGGCGUUUACGGAUAG